Molecule: messenger RNA, 1538 nt
Organism: Canariomyces notabilis
Lineage: Eukaryota; Fungi; Ascomycota; Sordariomycetes; Sordariales; Chaetomiaceae
Exons: 3
Coding region: 231-1202 (323 amino acids)
Molecular function (GO): DNA binding, bending
Source: RefSeq, a predicted model, not a curated record
GGGAGCUUUCCUCAAGGCUCAAGCAACCGAGCACGAGCCCUGCGACCAGCAACCGCAAGCAGUGCAAUCCCGCAUAAAAUUGCACCACACCACUUCCUCUUCUUUACAUACCUACCUUACCAACAAGCAUUGGCAACGCACAAUCCAAUACCGUUCAACCCACAUGCCGGGACACCGGUCGGCUUAGUUUUUCCAAAUCGCAACGCAACCAAGCUCCCGUCCCCGUCGCCAUGUGGUCGACAAUUGGACUUGCGACCGCGCGGCAGCUCUCUGUUGGCGGUAGGCUCUCUAUCCGCCGCGCCGCACGGCCCACUGCGCGUAUCGCCGGCCGAGAUUUGGCUCCCAUCCCAUGCGGCCUCCGCGUCGCUGCUGUCUUCGGCGGGCGGAGCUUCGCCGCGACGCCCCGUCGCCUCGAGAGCAGUGCCGCUGAAGCCAAGACCGCGGACGAAUCUGAGGCCAAGUCCAAGACCAAGACCAAGGCGCCUGGGAAGAAGAAGACUGCGCCAAAGAAGGCUGCGGCAAAGAAGGCUUCUGGGACCGAGCGAGCCAGUCUGCCUAAGAAGGACCGAAAGGUGCUGACGGAAGAGGAGAUCACCAAGCUUAAAGUCAAGCAAUUGCGAAAGCAAGCGCUCAAAGCCCCUAAACGACUGCCCGACAAUUCUUGGUUGGUGUUUUUGUCCCACAGUUUCAAGGCAACCAAGAAUGAGAGGGAGGCCGCGGUCAAGGCAGGUCAAAGAUUGGACAUGACAACCAUUACGCGAGAACUAUGCAAUGCGUUCAAGGCGUUGCCCGCUGCCGAACUUGAGAAACUGAAAGCCGAGGCUCGCGAAAACUACGUUGCCAACGAAAUCGCUUACAAGGCCUGGAUUCAGAGCCACUCGCCAGAAGAAAUCAAGCGAGCCAACAGAGCACGCUCUAUGCUUAAGAAUGUAUACAAGAAGAAAAACAUCGGAUACGACAUUCCGGAUGAUCGUAUUCCCAAAAACCCGCGGAGCUCCUUUCUCCACUAUUGCGGGACGCGUUUGAACUCGCCAGAGUUCGCCGAUCUGAAGAGUCAAGAGGUAAUGUCGAAACUGGGGGAGGAAUGGAGGAAUUUGAGUGACACAGAGCGUCAGCCCUUCGUCGACAAGAUGAAAAGCGAAUACGAGGAAUGGCGCAAGCAGAGAGAUGCUGUUCUUGCAAAAGCUGCGGCACCAGUCUAGAGCAUGUGAUCUUUGUCGCGACCUGUACGUUUAGUCAUCUGAGACCUCAGGAGGUGCUCUCUGUUUCUGUAUGCGUGCCCAUAUGGCGAGACUCGGUCAUGUUGGUUCCCAGGGCUACGGAGUUACCUGUGUUCUUUGCUUGCUGAAUACCUGCGGCCGAUGUUGGUCAUUGGCUUGUGUUAAUAGGUACGGUCUAGGUUAUUGAGGGCUAAGUGUAUUCAGGGGUGUCCAUGUCAAAUGCAAGGCACUUUCAUCCGUGAAUAUUGCACCAAUAUGCCUGUGAUGCACCCGUUCAGACCACUCUGUGAGGGCUCUAGACGAUACUGUACGAUGGAA